Molecule: messenger RNA, 1966 nt
Organism: Brassica rapa (field mustard)
Lineage: Eukaryota; Viridiplantae; Streptophyta; Magnoliopsida; Brassicales; Brassicaceae
Product: nucleoside diphosphate kinase IV, chloroplastic/mitochondrial
Biological process (GO): UTP biosynthetic process; GTP biosynthetic process; CTP biosynthetic process
Molecular function (GO): nucleoside diphosphate kinase activity
Source: RefSeq, a predicted model, not a curated record
GAAAUGGUCUUGCUCCAUAACAAUUUCCAUUGAUCCGUGAGGGCCACCGUAGUGUAAUUGUAUUUACAUAUUUUCCACCUUUGUUCGGUUUAACUUCAGCGCUGGGCAGCUCGCCCGGGUGAACCACCUCCGGUACACAAUGCAGAAGUAGAUGACUGGAUUCCUCCGUUUGUCAUCCUUCAAGGCGCUUGUCUUUUCUUCUAUUUAUUAUCAACAGGUAAGUUAAGUUUCACUUUUUUACUCUCUUUGCUUCAAAUGUUUAUUCUUCUUCUUUUGUUUCUUGAAACCCUCUAUUGUAUAUUUGAGCCCUCAAGAUUUGACAUUGCUAGUGAAUAUUGUUGACGUUGGUUCGUUACCAAGCUAUACCCAAUUGUUGAAAUAUAGUUAUGUCACGCCAUUCAUGUGCUUAGUUUGAUGCUUUUCUUCUUCUCUCCCUCUUGAUUUAGCAGCUAAAGGCUUUGGAAUAUAUUCGUUUCUUGAAUAGGGCAAUGAAUCUUGUUGGAAAGGAAAGAAGUGUAAACAAAUGGUUCAAUUAAUAAAUAAAUCAUGCUUCAAUUAAACCAAACCGGUUCGACCAGACCCGAUGUGAUCGAAGUAUAUGCAUGCUUGGUAUAAAAGCCUCCAAUAGGGUUCACAUUUUCCUGAGUUCUCUGUUCCUAAAUACUAACACAUCACUCUUCUUACCAGUCUUGUUGCAUACUUGCAUUGCAUCGUUAAACACGAGAGAUGAGCUCCCAAAUAUGCAGAUCAGCUACUAGGGCAGCAAGGUCUCUCCUUUCUUCAUCUAAGAACACUCGUUUCUUCUCCGAAGGGAGAGCCAUUGGUGCAGCAACAGUGGUGUAUGCGUCUGGAAAAGUCCCUCAGAAUGCAUCAAACUUUCGGCAAUCGAGGUCUGGCUUCGCCUCUAAGAGCUGGAUGACCGGUCUCCUCGCUCUUCCUACCGCAGCCUUCAUGCUCCAAGAUCAGGAAGUCCAUGCUGCUGAGAUGGAACGCACUUUCAUCGCUAUCAAACCUGAUGGAGUGCAGCGAGGACUGAUAUCAGAAAUUAUUACCCGGUUCGAACGCAAAGGAUUCAAGCUUGUUGGUCUCAAAAUCAUGGUUCCUUCAAAGGGCUUCGCGCAGCAACAUUACCACGGUGCAAAGGAAAGACCUUUCUUCAACGGCUUGUGCAACUUCCUUAGCUCAGGCCCUGUUGUUGCCAUGGUCUGGGAAGGCGAAGGAGUGAUAAGAUACGGACGUAAACUGAUUGGAGCCACUGAUCCUCAAAAAUCUGAACCUGGAACCAUCCGAGGUGAUCUUGCUGUUGUUGUUGGAAGGAACAUAAUCCAUGGAAGUGAUGGAGCAGAGACAGCUAAAGACGAGAUUAGUCUGUGGUUUAAGCCUGAAGAACUCGUUUCUUACACCAGCAAUGCUGAGAAGUGGAUCUACGGCCAGAACUAGAACUAAUCACCCUCUCUUUUUGAGCCGGUAGAUAAAAAAAAAACAAAAUGUCAUCAGAAAAAAAUAAUUACUGUCUGUUAAAUCAUAUGUAAAACAAUAAAAACGAUAAUCACCGUUUUACUGCGUUAAAUUAUGUUCGUUUAUGAACCAAUAAUAUUAUGCCACGUGGAGUUCCGAAACUCUCUGGUACGGACUUGAAAUCCGAUAAGCAAGGCGGUUAAUUUAAUUAAAUCGUGGAAUCCGCCGACCUCGUAUAAAACUCGUAAAAAUAUAACAGUAGCGGACGAGUUGACUCGGUAUCUGUUCAGGAAGAAGACUCUUAAGCUUCAUUCCGUCGUCUUCUUCGUCUCACUGAUUGCUUUCGCUUCUUGCUUUUACUUCAUAGACGAUGGAGACUGAGACACAACUUGUGGCUGAUCGCAUUGCUCUCAACGAAAAGAAAGUUGCCAUGGCUUUAGAUGAUCUCAUCAAGUUGUCAAAGAGAAACACCAAAGGGAACAAGGGCAGAAGUUCAAGGAGACCCAAG